AACAAAAUGGCUUCCUGCAAGUUGGUUACACCACACGGACUUUAAUUUGGCAGACCAAAUUCCACCCCUCCCCCCAAGAAAUAAUAUUAAUAAUAUUUAAAAACAGAAUCACUUCACUGCUUAUUUUUGAAAGAAACUAUAAUAUAAGAUUUUGCCAAACUACUUACGUCAACGCUUUUUAAUAAAUCCACUACACUGCUCUAUUUUCUAGGAACAUGAAACAUUUUAUUUUUAAACGUGAGCUGUAAAACAACAGCCCUGGUUAAAAAAAAACAAAAAAAAAAAAAAAAAACAGAAGCGGGUUCUUUAAGAGAGGGGUGCGGGCGCGAGGCAUUGUCUCUACAGAAGUGCGCGAGAGCCAAUGGAGAGGCGCGUGACAGAGUUUGGGCAGAAGGGGUUUGUCUCACCUGCUCGAAAUCACUUCAAGAGGAGCGCGAACAGGACAUUUUCAGCUCGCGACAAUUAAUACGCACGUAUCGGACAGUUAACACUUCACUUUAGAUAACAGUGAUGAGCUCAAGUCUGGGCCGUGCGCCUUUCUGAGGUACAGCACCACUCCAGAAACGCGUCAGGUUUGUUUGCUAGAACUUGGCAACUCAUCACUCCGGGAUUUAACAGUGAGCGCGGAUCCCUUUCUACCGCCGAGUCGCUUUUUUUAGGCAUCAUCAUGGAACUGAAAAAGAGCCAGCCGCAAUGCAAGAAAGUGUUGGAUAACGUUGAUUUUAUCGUGAAGGAGUCAAUGUGAUUUCUGUUCUUCGUUGUUUUUGUACAUCAAAUGGCAGCGAUAUAAAUUCCACGAGCUCUGAGCACUUCAAGGAAGAAUAUUUGUUUUUUUUUUGUUGUUUUGUUUUUUUGUUUUUUGUUUUAAAUAAAUAAAUUAUACACCUCUGGGAAUAAACCGUAAGUUUUAGGAAUUAAACAUCUGUGUGUAACAGAACCGCGACGAUGGAGCACACGGGAAUCGAAGAGGUGAACCAGACCCACCAGCAGCACGAACCCAUCAGCUUUGGAAUAGAUCAGAUUCUCAAUGGUUCCGAUCAGCCGAGUAGUUGCAUGCUGCCGAGCCGAACCGGCGAGCCGGACUACGCGCUCGCGCCGAACGUCUAUUCCAACGGCUACAACAGCGUGUACAAUCCGGCCUGUUCGAUGGCGGCCGGACUGGCAGGUUCCUACAACGUAAACAUGAACAUGAAUGUGAGCAUGAAUAUGAACGUUAACGUGAACUCAGGGAAUGCAGGCGGUGUCAUCCGCGUCCCGGCCCACAGACCCAUGCCACCCGCACAUCACCCGCCGACAACCGCCCAUCCACCGGGCAUCGCGGCGGGGAUGCCCACCGUGCCCACGGUCUCCAGCAUGGGCAGUCCCCACAGCUUCACGUUCCCCUGGAUGGAGAGCAGCAGAAGGUUUGCGAAAGAUCGGCUGACCGCUCUUUCACCGUUCUCCGUGACACGACGGAUCGGUCAUCCGUACCAGAACCGAACUCCGCCGAAAAGGAAAAAGCCGCGCACGUCGUUCAGCCGAGUGCAGAUCUGUGAACUGGAGAAGCGCUUUCACCGGCAGAAGUAUCUGGCGUCUGCGGAGCGCGCCACGCUCGCCAAGGCCCUGAAGAUGACAGACGCUCAGGUCAAAACCUGGUUUCAGAACAGAAGAACAAAAUGGAGGAGGCAGACCGCUGAGGAGAGAGAGGCUGAGCGACAGCAAGCCAACCGUCUGAUGCUGCAGCUACAACAGGAGGCCUUUCAGAAGACCCUGAGUCAACCGCUCCAACAAGACCCUCUCUGCCUACACAACUCCUCGCUUUACGCCCUGCAGAACUUACAGCCUUGGGCGGAAGACAACAAGGUGACGUCCGUCACCUCAGUCGCAUCUGUGGUCUGACCUACAACUCUGAUGAUGAGUGUGCUAGUUAAUUGAGAAAGGAUUUUAUAGUACAUUAUAGGACGCCAAUUAGACCUUAAUUUGGGUGGAUCUUUGAUAUUCUCACUCGGACUCACGAGCAUCUGUAUUCGACGCCAUUCUUGCUUUGUAAAAACGUCUUUUCCAAUCAUACAUGGGAAUUCAAUUUCAAUGAUUUUUGACAGGAUCAGCUUUGAGUAAUUAGAGUAAUUUCAGAUUAAACUGUAUUUUUGUGUAUUUGUUUAUCAGCAUUUUUCAGAAACGUGCUUAUUUAAGUCUUGGCGUGAAGCAAAAACCCUAAUGUAUUCCCAGUUAAAGUGGAAUCAAAGCAAACACAAGCACACCCAGUUUACAUUUUCAUUCCCACCUGAAUCUGACUGGUCAUUUGAAUCUCGACCCUUACGCUACAUUCUCGUUCCUCUUUCUUCAGCUACCCAUCUAAGAGAGGGACGGGCUAUGUCCUUUCCAACCCAAAACCGCAAAGCUGUCUGAUGAAUUUCAUCCAUCAAGACGGCUGUCUACGUGCCAUUUGGCAUCAAGGAGACUGACUCAACCCCAGACUCGUUCAUUCUUGUUCUUUUUAUUUGUGUUUUGUUUUUUUUUCCUUUGGACUUUGUAAGAUGUGUUUGUGCUGCAUGUUCUCUACAUUUCCUGUAUGAAGAGAUGGACUAAAAACUGUUAGUUCUGUCAAGCCGGAGUCCUUCCUAAAACGCACUUUGGAAGCAAUUAUGGAGGCGCUCUCUCUGGAUUCUUCAUGACGUGACGUUUAAAGGUGUUUUAUAUUAAAAAGAAUUGUGACUUCUAAGACUAUUCUUUUUCCUCCGCUGUGAAAUUACUUUAGAAUAAUCUCCAAGGUGAUGUGUCAUUUUUGCACAACUACAGAAUAGACGAUUCCAGAAAUAAUGACCGAACAGCUGCAUGUGAUUGGUUGCAAUGUUACCGAGUUUUUAUAAUUUUAUAAUUUUUUUUUGGAAACCAACAUACAAAUGGCUUAUUUUAACAUUUAUAAAAAAUUACACGCAUCUCUUUUAAAUUUUACUACCUAUUUUUAGUCCAAAUCAUUGUAAAAACCUUAUGGUGAGAACCUGUGAUUGCAGUUGUAUACAAAAAACAAAGUUCUUGACACGUAUUUUGAAAGCAUUCAUCACCCUUGUCCACCUAGACACCGUAAGGGCGUAAACAACUGAUGGGAUCUCUGUGAGCCAAAACAACAGUCAAAACAGGAGUUUCCUCAUUGGCUCCCAAAGAGGAGUGAUCCCACGUAACACAGGGAGGGGAUGUGAAUUCAUAGCAGUUUUAUUCGCAGCAAAUGAGCCUUUACAUUCUGUUCUACACAUGACUGCAUCUCCCAGGAAAUGCUAAAGCUGUAAACUGAUUAUGGCUCUCCACAGCCUGUGGCUUUCAAAAAAGA
Molecule: messenger RNA, 3307 nt
Organism: Ctenopharyngodon idella (grass carp)
Lineage: Eukaryota; Metazoa; Chordata; Actinopteri; Cypriniformes; Xenocyprididae
Gene: tlx2
Product: T cell leukemia homeobox 2
Exons: 3
Coding region: 946-1878 (310 amino acids)
Biological process (GO): regulation of transcription by RNA polymerase II; animal organ development
Cellular component (GO): nucleus
Molecular function (GO): RNA polymerase II cis-regulatory region sequence-specific DNA binding; DNA-binding transcription factor activity, RNA polymerase II-specific
Source: RefSeq, a predicted model, not a curated record